Malurus melanocephalus (red-backed fairy wren) is the source of this 6326-nucleotide messenger RNA. It is a transcript of the gene CELF1, whose product is annotated as CUGBP Elav-like family member 1. Gene Ontology annotation, molecular function: mRNA 3'-UTR binding. The coding region runs from base 70 to 1539 and encodes 489 amino acids. Gene Ontology annotation, cellular component: nucleus; cytoplasm; ribonucleoprotein complex. The record is from RefSeq and is a predicted model, not a curated record. The transcript is spliced from 14 exons. NCBI's taxonomy places the organism in Eukaryota, Metazoa, Chordata, Aves, Passeriformes, Maluridae. Gene Ontology annotation, biological process: mRNA splice site recognition; regulation of alternative mRNA splicing, via spliceosome.
GCGAUCCGUCUCGCGCAGAGUGAAGACUGGAACAACUGGAGGCAGGUCCAUAGCUGCAGCUCAAAGAAAAUGAAUGGCACACUGGAUCACCCAGACCAACCUGAUCUAGAUGCUAUCAAAAUGUUUGUGGGUCAAGUCCCACGGAGCUGGUGUGAGAAGGAUCUAAGAGAACUUUUUGAACAGUAUGGUGCUGUCUAUGAAAUCAAUGUCUUGCGGGACAGGAGCCAAAAUCCUCCUCAAAGCAAAGGGUGCUGUUUUGUUACAUUUUAUACCCGUAAAGCUGCACUAGAAGCACAGAAUGCUCUUCACAACAUGAAGAUCCUCCCAGGGAUGCACCAUCCUAUCCAGAUGAAACCAGCCGACAGUGAAAAGAGUAAUGCAGUAGAAGAUAGGAAAUUGUUUAUUGGAAUGAUAUCCAAGAAGUGCAAUGAAAAUGAUAUUCGAGUGAUGUUCUCCCCCUUUGGGCAGAUUGAAGAAUGCAGGAUAUUACGGGGCCCAGAUGGYCUGAGCCGAGGUUGUGCAUUUGUGACUUUUACAACAAGAGCCAUGGCACAAACAGCAAUCAAAGCAAUGCACCAAGCACAAACCAUGGAGGGUUGCUCUUCUCCCAUUGUUGUAAAAUUUGCAGACACGCAGAAGGACAAAGAGCAGAAACGAAUUGCUCAGCAACUUCAGCAACAGAUGCAACAAAUCAGUGCUGCCUCAAUAUGGGGAAACCUGGCUGGUCUCAACACCCUUGGACCCCAGUACUUAGCACUUUAUUUGCAGCUCCUUCAGCAGACAGCAGCUGCUUCUUCUGGGAACCUGAACACACUGAGCAGCCUCCACCCAAUGGGAGGACUGAAUGCGAUGCAGCUACAGAACCUGGCAGCGUUGGCAGCUGCAGCCAGUGCAGCUCAGAACACACCGAGUGGCACUGCUGCACUCACUUCCUCCAGCAGCCCCCUGAGUGUGCUCACCAGCUCAGCAGGUUCCUCACCUAGUUCCAGUAGCAGCUCCUCUGUUAAUCCAAUGGCUUCUCUUGGAGCAUUGCAGACGCUGGCAGGUGCUACAGCAGGCCUCAACGUUAGCUCUUUAGCAGGAAUGGCAGCCUUAAAUGGAGGACUUGGCAGUGGUGGUCUCUCAAAUGGGACAGGUAGCACAAUGGAAGCUCUCACACAGGCUUAUUCUGGAAUCCAGCAAUAUGCUGCUGCUGCACUGCCCACACUCUAUAACCAGAGUCUUCUAACACAGCAGAGUAUUGGUGCAGCAGGAAGUCAAAAAGAAGGUCCAGAGGGAGCCAAUCUCUUUAUCUACCAUCUUCCCCAGGAGUUUGGGGAUCAGGAUCUGCUGCAGAUGUUUAUGCCAUUUGGAAAUGUCGUCUCUGCCAAGGUUUUCAUUGACAAGCAGACCAAUCUAAGCAAGUGUUUUGGUUUUGUAAGUUACGACAAUCCUGUCUCUGCGCAGGCUGCCAUUCAGUCAAUGAACGGCUUCCAGAUCGGCAUGAAGCGGCUGAAAGUACAGCUGAAGCGCUCCAAGAAUGACAGCAAGCCAUACUGAGCACCCCUCCCCUCCAGGACUGGAGUGAGAAGGAUCUUCUGGUAAGUUGGAGAGGAGCGCACUUAGUGAUUCGAAGCCCUAAGGCUGUGUUUUUGCAGUCCUGGAAGCUGAUCCAUGCCUUCUAUCUGGCACAUCUUCCCUUGAAGACUCUGCUGCAGCCUCUGCUGAGAAUCCCACUUCGGAUGGAGGACAAGUUUGUGCUUUUGUUUCCAGUGUUUUACUUUGGAGUUUAGGUGCCAUAUCGCUGAGGUUUUUUUGUUUAGUUUUGUUUUUUUUUUUCUCCCUUAUUUGAAGUUUGCUGUGUUUGUAACCAGUGUGUGUUGAGAAGGACCAAUGCCAGCUCCUUGGGGGUGGGGAGAGAAGGUUAAAGGGAGCAGCAGAAACUGACACCACACUGCCUUGGGCUAGAGAGGGGAAGGGAAAGCAGAAAUAACACUGAACAGCUGAUGAAAACAAAGAUGGGCAAGGAGAACAGAGUCCUGGGUGAGAAAGAACUGACUCCUUGUAGCCUUUGUCAUGCCCCAUCCACUCUUUGAAAUUUCCUUAACUGUUUGCCACAGUGGGCAUUUAAUAACUCAUCUCUAAAGCAGGAGACAGGCUAAAAGGGGGAACACAUUAACAAGCCAAAGGAAAACUGCAGUGAUUUUUUUUUCCUGUUUAUAAACUAGUGUUUAUAUAGCACUGUGAAUGUACACAGCACUUUAUAAAAUUAUUAGAUAAUGUCUCUGCCCAGAAAAUUUCACUCUCUGUCUACAGUGGAAUACUAAUGAGGUGCAGUGAAUUUCUCCAUAUAUAAGAAAACUUAACCUAUGUACUUUAUCUAGGUUUUGUGGAAAGGUAGAGGCAUCUUAGUCUGGAUGAAUACAUCUGGGUCUGGAAACAAGAAACUUUAGACCCCUGGUAACCUGCAGAAAUUUUUGACAAUUUUUCUUUMUUAACAGUUGAUCACAUUCCUCAUUUCUGUGGAAUAAUGUCUUUUUUGCAGAGAUUGCUAUGAAUUCCUUUUCAUAAGCAUAAUGUAAGUGCUGAUUGUUUAAUGAAAUGAUAACUUCCUGUUUUGUUGGGGUUUUUUGUUGUUUUUUUUUCAAUGAACAAAACUUGUGCAGUGACUUGGUCUAGUAAUUAGGUGUUUCUUUAUACUGCAGUUUUCCUUUAAGUUGGUGUGUACCAGUGCACAACAGGCUAAACCAGGAGCUGUAGAACCAGAGUAUUGAGCCAUUCAGCCUUUUUCUGCCUUUUGGUACUAGCUGUUUUCUUUUACAAUGAAGGAAAAUUGAACACACCCCUUAAGAGAACACACACUAUUUCUGCAUUUUAGUGAAGUUACUAGUGCUUUGCUAAGGGCCUUUGUUAUUCUCUGGUUUUAGGGGGCUCAAAGGAUUUUUGACACUCUGGCCUGAGCUGUUUCAAGAAAUCAGGGUAGAGGUCCAUUUUGUAACCACCAAAAUCCACCUCUGUCACAAGAGGAAGUUUACAAUUUCUGUGUCUUUAACAGAAGUUCGAUUUACCUCAUAACAUCUCCUUUYCCUUGUUUUCUUUGUAUUCCUGGGUUGUGAGGCUGUUUCCCAAGGCACCAGCUAGCACUGCAGUCUGGGAGCCAGCUGCUAAAUUAUGUGUAUGGGUCAGAUGUGGGGUCAGGACUUUGUGUUCUGCUCCAGCAGGAGGAGCACUAAACCCAUCAAACCUGAGAUCUCGGUCGGAAUCCCCACUUGUGUGUGGUGAUCUGUUGGGAAUGUUGGGCAUUUCCAGGGACUGGGCCCCCUGGGAUCUCAAACCUCAGAAUUACAAGGCCUGAUAUGUGACAUCCAAGGGGAGCCCUUAUCAAUUUUUGAUUAAACAGUUUAUGUCAGUCUGUCCCAUAUUGAUGGCAGGCAGGUAAAUCUGUCAGUAUUAUUUAAAUAAUUUUAUGGUGGCAAAGUUUCAAAGGCCAGAUUGCCAAAUUUCCCAGUUAUGCUGGCAUGUGGUACCCUUCUGUGUUAAUUAUUUGAAUCUCUCUAGAAACGUAAACAUACACUGAAGUGAACCAUGUACACUUGAAUUCUGCACCAUAGGAAAGAUGUGUCCUGGUUUUCUGAGAAAAGAGUGUUGGAGUGUGAAGGCCUCCAGGGUGWUAAUGGGAUUUUUUUAUAUAUAUAUAAAUUAUAUACUUUUCAAAAAAAAAAAGAAAAAAAACAUAAAAAAACAUAGUUGGGAGCAACUGCUCCAAGUGCAACCUGCUGUAACCAAGAAUGUUGUUUCUAUUUUUAUAGAAGUUUUAUACCGCUCCAGGGUGGAGAAUAUUUAUUACCUAAAUUAUUUCACUGGAAAAAAAGGCCAGGGUUUUGUAGAAUCCUGAAUGUGAUUGUUUUACACACAUAAUGAUGUGCACGAUUGAAACUACUGAUUUUCAGUGGCCUGUUUGCAGCCCAACAACUGCUUAACGAGGAAGAUGAAUGCUGUGAACCAGUGGAGGACAGCACUGUGCUCUGGGGUCUCUACAGUCACUCUUACCUUCUUUACACCUUACCCCACUGUACUAUCCAAGACCUUUGUCCUGUUUUUCUUUUAACCUGAUKCUCUGGCCUCUUUACUAGUCAUUUCAGUUGCCCAAAAUUAGAUAUUUAAGCUUCUUCAUCUUACAGUGUGUCCUCAAUACUGUAAAUUAGAGAUCAAACUUGGCAUUGUUGCAAAUAGGUGUGACUCCUAUUAACUUUAGGAGAUUCACCAGUUUACACUGUGGCUUAGUUUGAUCAGUGACUCCUCCCAGACAUAAUCACCUUAAGACACCUAACUUGGGCUAGCUCUUGUGCCUUACGGCGUAACUAUAAGUAUUGCCAAAAAGCAAAUAAAUCUAUGCAGGUUACAUUUUAAAAGAUGUGAUCCUCAGAUGGUUUGAAUCAAUGUAGUUCAGCUCUCUGAAUGCRGUAGAGCUGCAUCAGUUUUCACCAGCUGAAGAUGUUGCCCUUUUUGUGUAUUUGUUUCAGAUUUCCCUUUCUUGGUGUAUCAGUGUGUAUGUUGCCAAAGUUAAUAAAUGUAUCAAGUUUGUGACUUGGGCAGAUUUUUUUUCUGAUAACAAAACUGAUCAGAAAAAGUCAACAUUUUUUGUGUCUGUUUGAUGGCUGCCACUUGAUUGUGGGGAUUUAGGCUGCUCUUGCCUUUCAGUCUUAAGCCAGUUUUCUUCCUCACUCGUUGGCAGGAAAAUCUGGGAUUUUGGGGGACUUGGGRCUUUUAAAUUUUAUUUUUAGUUCAUAUGAUGCUCUCAUUCAAGUGCAGAUCAAAUGCUUUAUUUCCUGGAUAGUAAGAUAAGAGUUGGGUGAGUUCAAAUAAACUGCAGAAGGUUGCCUGAAGUAGCCAUAAGGACAAAGUGUGCUGUAUGCUUAAAACCAAAGAACCCGAUUUUCUACAAUAGAAGCUAGAAGGACUUCUGAUGAAAUAGAAUUCCUUAUUACAUAUGCCACCGGGAAAUACUUAACAUAUUUUUAAUUUGCAAGGUGGAAAUUAUCUACUUUAUAGAUACUUUUUUCUCAGGAGAUAUUUGAUUUUACUGCUGCAACAAGAUGAAAUAAUUAUGAACUUAGUCUCAUACUGUUUAUUGUCAGUUCUGUAGUAAAUGAAAUCAUAAUUCCUUCAGUCCCCUAGAUAAUCAACAGUCCAAAAUAAGAUAGUUCUUCRUAUUUUAGCUUUUUUUAAUACAAAACUGGCACUAUUUAAAAAUUCCAGCUGAGAAAAAUUCUGACUGUCAAAUGCAUCUAUCAGGAAAAAGCUUUUCACCUGAAUAUUGAAAGUCGCACAUUACAAUAAUUGCAUCAUGCAGCUAACUGAACUGGUAAUGGCUGUGGGUUAGGGCAAGCAGAAUGAAAUUGUUCCUGUUUUAUUUGGAAAUACCUAAAAACAACUUGGAUAAAACAAAUUGCAAAUGAAGGGUGCAACUGUGAAGAGGUAAAAUGCUUUGAAAGCUUCUUAUUGCAGACAUUGAAACCUAAGGGUGAUUGAUAUCCCUUAGCAUACCUGCCACAAAAUUUAAAACACAGAAUUAUCAUUGUUGUGAGAAUAAAACAAGGACAAACUGGGAUAAGUUUCUAAGUCAUUGUUCUGUUCUUAUAGGCAGGUCUUYCCAUAGGGUUUUGAUGAAACUUAAUGUUUCCCCGCAACAUAGCUGAGUGACCUAUUUGAAAAAUCCCUAUCAAGAAAAUCCCCUGAUAAAUCACACAAGAUUUCAAUGGUGCAUGCUUAGAUGUCACUUGAUUUCAUGUUUCUUGUUUCUCAUGYCUCAGUUCAUGAUGAAUUUGCUUUCUGGUUUAGGAGUGAAAAGUUGCACCUAUCUGCAAAUUAUGUAGAAUAUUUCUAGAAAUAUAGAAAAAACUGCAAGUGUUGCAUUGUACUCUGAUGGCAGGAGUUGGUUUAAACUCCAUAGUAAAGUCCUUUCCCUUUACUGGGAAGCAUGAAAAACAAAUUAAUCUCAGCAGUUCUAAUAAGAGGAGUGUUGCUGGUUUAGUAGACAAAUUGUUUCUUGUUGCUUUGGAACUAGAAUGCAACACUUGAUAUUCUUAAAUUAUGUAAGAUAAUAUGCAAAUCUCACCUYGUUCUAGUCUCUAACCAGAAGCUUUGAGAUGUGCUAAAGAUUAAGGACACAAACAGGAGCUAAAAAGAGGAGUUGGAGGUGCAGGGAGACAGAAUAAGAAAACAAACUGCUUCCUCUCCCCUCUGCCUCCCACUCUCAUCCCAAAAUGUUCCUUGCAGCUCACGAGCUGAGGGGARAAAACAGAGGUAUUUAUGUCACUUUAUAUAAGUUAAUAUAAGAAGUAUUU